This is a messenger RNA of Galdieria sulphuraria, 3061 nucleotides long. RefSeq lists its product as uncharacterized. The coding region runs from base 12 to 2990 and encodes 992 amino acids. The transcript is spliced from 5 exons. The record is from RefSeq and is a predicted model, not a curated record. Lineage: Eukaryota; Rhodophyta; Bangiophyceae; Galdieriales; Galdieriaceae.
AAUUAAGGGAUAUGGCUAAGGAAGCGUUCUUCACCUUUGCAAAGUUAGGACUCCAACUUAGAGAGGAGUUUGGACUUGAAGACGUUUAUGAAAAUGACGAAGAAUUAAGACUCCAGUUAGUAUCUGUAAAGGGCUUGAAGAAGUCUUCAGAACUAAUAAAAACGAGAUUUACAAGGUAUGCAAACGCAAGCAACGCUAUGGUUGUAGCUGGAAGAGCUGCAACUUCGUCUCUUGGAGACAUCGCAAGGCUGGCAAGACCAAGGAACCAAGGCAUCUUUGGUCCCAAGAACUCAGCUGACGAUGACCUCUCGACGGACACGUCCUUAGUGGCAGUCACAAACAGCACAAACGAAUCAGGUUUGUGUUCCAAAGAACUAAGGCAGCUUCUGUUCGCUGUCUCUCGCGCCGAACGAGAUGUUCACGAAGCACUGAGCGCCUUUAGUCGUGCAAUUGACGUGACAAUCGUGAAACCUAGAAAAGACUUUCUUGAGACAUAUUCAACAGAGUUUCGUGCACGGAAAAACGCGUUUAAAGAAGCGAAGCGUAACUUUAAAGCCCAUGCAAGAGCACAGCAAAGGGGACAGGACUCCGAAGUAAUUGGCGUGAAUGGUAUCGAACGAUUUGAACUUGCUGAAGCACGCUCUGCAUAUGAAACUGCUGAGGUUGAACUUGCACGAUAUGCCGCUAAACUGGAGGAAGAGAAUGACAGGAUUCUUUUGCGCAACGUUGCUGGAUUUGUUAUUCAACACCAUGCCACUCUUAUGAGAUGUCUAGUUGCUUUGGAGAAAGUUCUGCCCCUUUGUUAUCAGUACGCUUCUGAAAACAUUCAUCGAGCCUAUCAUCGUGCUUCACAAGGCUCCUCUUUGGAUACUUAUUUUGCAAGUGAGGGUCCGCGAUCUCAACAUAUGGAUGCACUUACCGCUGUUCCCCAUUCUGGAGCGUUAACCUUUAUUCGCAGUAAUAGUGGUCUAUCCGGGCAUCAACUUAAACAGUCCGUCAAAGGAGGCGGCACGAACUCUGACGAUUUUUCAUCAUUUGAUGUUGAACACAGGAUAGAACUGAUGAGAAACCUUAUAUCUCGUCUUGUACUUACCGUUUGGAAAUUGGCGGUGAAGUGUUCCAGAGAAAGUAAUAAGAAAGCUAUGGCGAUAUACUAUCCACACUCAGAUUCUCUGAAAGGCAAAAGUUUUGAGAGGUCUACACAGUCCUCUUCUGAAACUAUACCAAGUUUUGACGAUUUUCAACGAACUAUUGCAGCCCAGCGGCUGAUUAUUCAUCGUUUAAUUAGCACCCGAUGGCUGACAGCAGCUAGAUUUGCGCAGACACAACGUGCAGUUGUCAGCUUUACCUCAUUACCUUGGAGAAGACGUUCGUUUCGCCUUGCUGCGAAACUGGCAAUUGCUCUCAAUAAGAAAAAGAAGACGGGACGCUUUCAUUCGGAAGAUUUAGAUGGAAGGCCAGAGGGGAACGCUAUGGACGAAGAAAGAAAACUCGAACAAGAAGAAGUUUUUUUACGAGAACAGAAUCGUAGAAUUGCCGCAGAGACAGAGCUACGUAGAAUGAAAUAUAGUGUUACUGGGAUCAUUCGUCAACACUCUUACGUUGAAACAGAAUUUUCAGCCAAAUCUGAUAAUCAGUCACUGAAUUGGUUGGGUGGGUGGGACACUCCUGAGUUGCUAUUUUUGUCCAAAGUAAGGAAAGUCUUCAUUCGAGAGACUAAUGCAACCAAAGUGAUUGACGAUGUAACAAGUAGUAGCCCAGGCCAAUAUGAUGGUUAUUAUUCUUACGAAUAUGAUGCAGUUCUUGAUAUGGACAGCUCCCAAGAACAAACUUUGCGUUCAAUGGCUGAGUUGUUAGUUGCAGCACUGGAAAGAAAGUCAGGAACUCUACUGAUAUUUGGUUCAUCAGCAGAAGCAGAAAUGCAUACUGCAAUUGGUUUGCGUGACGAUCCAGGAGUAUUUCUUCUUGCGGUUCAGAAGAUUUUACGAGUAUUAUCUCCCGAUCAAAAUCUAUUUGUCUCUUUUGAGACGUAUGACCACGAAGGAAACAAUCGAACCAACUUGUUAUCCAAUUAUAAAAGUCCACAGAAUUCUGCUCAAGGAGAAUUCUGUAGGAUGAGUUUGGAUAGUUCACAACAUUUAUCGUCGAAGCGACUGGAGGGAAAGAAAGUUGAAAGGGGCAUCGAAAACGAUGGAGAGUAUUUGGCAGACUUUGGUCAGUAUUGGAAAAACACUUCACAACAGCAAAGUAUUAGCUUUGUCCACGUUCGGCAUCGAAGAGAAUGUGAAAGAAUAUUGUCUCAUGCUAUGAGAGAGUAUUCGUUCAUAACACGGGAAAGAGAAGGAACUUCUCAUCUUCUUAUUUCAUUGAAGAUUGUAAAUCGAGAUAGAGUGGGUGCUGGAAGUCAAACGGAAGGACUUGUAAACAUUGCUGUUAUCUUCUGUAAUGCAUUCUCUUUGGAUAAGAACUUUUAUGCUCUUCGAAAUCCUCCAAAAGUAUCACUCUGUGAAACUAUCAUUCAGAUUCGACAGCUUCUGGCACAUCGUGAAGAAGUCCGGUUAACAUCCAAUGUUUAUUAUCCUGAAAUAAUAAGAGUACUUGUAGAAAGGGGCGCCUUUAUGAGAAAUGGAAGAACGAAGUUGGCAGUGAUGGGAUGUAUCGAUCAACGGAACGAUAUAGAAACAAAUGCGAACUUGUUGGAGUUCGUCAGUAACUGGAGAUCGAUUUCCUUGGCCGACUGCGACAACUCUAGUCACUUGUUAUCAUUGUUAUUCGAAAUUAACGAAGAUGACAAUAAUUUACAAGCUCGACGGCGUUUAAGGACACCUCUUCGUACUUCGCGGAGUGAUAACUCGGAUUUCGAAGAAUCCACCAAGACGAUUGCGUUGCCUUCAUCAUUGACUAGGCAUGUUUCGACGACGUCGUCUCUGGACAGAAAAAACUCACAACGCACUUUCCAGGCGACAGAAUCCUCACUAUCCGGCAUUUGAAUGGAACAAUGCCACAAGUUCGGAAAUAAUAAGGAAGGAUGAUAUGUAUGAGUCUAACACUUAUCAAUACU